Messenger RNA from Arachis ipaensis, 1845 nucleotides. The record is from RefSeq and is a predicted model, not a curated record. NCBI's taxonomy places the organism in Eukaryota, Viridiplantae, Streptophyta, Magnoliopsida, Fabales, Fabaceae.
UGACAUACUAAGUUUUAAAUAUAUCAAAUUAGUGCAUAGCUAUUUACUAUGAAUCUACGUUUCCAAUUCAGACAUUAACCACAUGAUAAAUUGAACAGGAACAUGUUUGUUCUUAAGUAUUAUUAACAUUUUAGUAUACUUGCCUUGUUAUAAGGCUUAAGCUGCAAAUGUAGUUUGAUCUCCUUACCCUCUCCUUAUAUUUCUAAUGUGGAGGAUUUCACUUAGCCCAAGUCGAUGACUUCAACAACAAGUUUUCUCACUCAACUCUGUAAAAUUGUUCUUAUUUUUCUGAUUACCUGUUGUGAUCAAUGAUUAGAGAAGGCUGCCUUGUUCCUCUACAAUAUAUUCUGACCAGUGAGAUCUGCAAAGAAGUAUUGUGUGGUAGAAAAAAGUUCUAGUUAAAAAGGGGACGAGAAGCGUAACAAGAUAAUGCUAGUGGUGUACUGUGUAUAAUCUUGGCAAUCUUCUUAAAGUGCCACUAGAACCAUGGAUCUCAAUUAUCGGACUUUCGUUGUUCUAGUAUUUCAUUUAUUCGGGUCAAAUUUUUCAUAUUCCUUUGUCGCACUUUCUAAGUUGAUGCAGUUAUGUUCUCUGUGAUUUGGCAUUGAAUGAUUACGCCUUUAUUUUGCCGAAGGAGAGAAAUUCAUUUGUCGAUUCAAUAUUGGCAUAAGUUUAAAUCAGUAAAAGCAUGAAGAACGUAAGGGGCUUAAUUGGAUUAAUUUGAAAAUUAACGGAGUGACAUUGUAGCAAGUGAAAAUGCAAGGAAAAUCAUAGUUUAAGUAGAAGAUAAGUAACUAGAAGUGAUCAACUAUUAUUUAUCCACGAAGAUGUUUAUCCUCCAUCAGAUCAUGCGACGAAAAUUGUUAAUCAUCACAGUCCCUAAUAUUUGGUAUUACAUUACAUUCAUAAUUCAUUAUUCCUUCAACAGCAAGAGGCACAUGACAAAUGAAGGCAUGCUUUGUUCACAAGUUUUUGUUGUUUGUUUCCCCGUGGGACGAGUAUCUGCAGGCUGCAGCUGACUUAUAUAUCAUCUAGUAAUACAAAAAUCACAAUAUCAGUUUUCAUGCAGGGGCUGAUGGAGCACCCCAAGGAAAUAGCAGACUACUUCAACCAUAGAAGUGUUUCUGUAAUAUUUCUUUUGCGGAGAAACUUGUUACGCAGAUUGGUAUCAACGCUGGCCAAUUCCUACGAUCGUUAUGCCAAGUUAUUGAAUGGGACUCAUAAGUCUCACGUUCAUUCCACAGAAGAGGCUGAUACUCUAUUACAGUACAAGCCUGCCAUAAAUUCUACAUCAUUGCUGACCAACUUGAAAGAUAUGGAGACAAGAGUUGCAAAGGCGUUAGAAUACUUCAGCACUACUCGGCAUAUGAUCCUGUACUAUGAGGAUCUUAUACGAAAUCCUACUGAGCUAAAACGUGUGCUAGACUUUUUAGGAUUGCCGCAGAUGGAGUUAACGAGCCGGCAGGUUAAGAUCCAUAGAGGACCGUUAUCCGACCACAUUAAAAACUGGGAAGAUGUUAACAAGACGUUGCAAGGAACCGCAUAUGAGAGUUUUCUCCAAGCUGACUAUUAAUUCAUGUAACCUCUUCUAACUCUUUUGGAAAGGUGUAAAUAUCAAGGACACUGAUUUCGUCCCGCCAAAGAGUUCGGAAGUUUCGCCGUUGGUAAGAAUGCUGCCGCCAUGUUGUGUUGCUUCUUUCUUUGACUGCCUCUAUCAAUUAUCUGUUGAUGAGUUGCAUGUCUUUUGUUAUUCUCGUUUGUCUUUUGGAUUGGUUAUUUAUAUUUUGUUCAUUCUUGUAUGACCUUUGUAAAUGCCAAAAUAAUUUCUCAGUAAAUUUCGUUCAA